Pseudomyrmex gracilis is the source of this 3732-nucleotide messenger RNA. It is a transcript of the gene trpl, whose product is annotated as transient-receptor-potential-like protein. The transcript is spliced from 17 exons. Bases 110 to 3634 code for a protein of 1174 amino acids. Lineage: Eukaryota; Metazoa; Arthropoda; Insecta; Hymenoptera; Formicidae. Gene Ontology annotation, molecular function: protein binding; inositol 1,4,5 trisphosphate binding; store-operated calcium channel activity. The record is from RefSeq and is a predicted model, not a curated record. Gene Ontology annotation, biological process: manganese ion transport; calcium ion transmembrane transport; regulation of cytosolic calcium ion concentration. Gene Ontology annotation, cellular component: cation channel complex; membrane.
CUUUCGAUAUCUUCUCUAGAGCUAUUCGAAGCUUCCGCGUCUCUCAUCGUCACGGUGACGAACAAAAAUGACACAGACGGUCAUUCGUGAUGCAUGAGUGAUUUUGAAGAUGGUUUCGGAGAGAAAAGGUGAGUCGGGCGGUUUCAAGAUGAGCGAUGCGAAGGACGCGGAAGCGUCCGGGAACAUCCAGGACAUGAACGACUAUGUGCUCAAUCUUCCACGUCCGCUCAAUAUCGAGGAAAAGAAAUAUCUGUUGGCCGUGGAAAGGGGCGACCUGCCGAAUGUCAAGAAACUUCUGCAGCUAGCGAACAAGGACAAAGAAAAACAACUCGAUGUAAACUGUGCGGAUAGUCUGGGUCGCGGCGCCUUGACGCUGGCCAUAGAGGCGGAAAAUUUAGAAAUGGUCGAAUUGCUCGUCGUGAUGGGAGUCGAGACCAAAGACGCCCUGCUUCACGCUAUCGAUCAGGAAUUUGUAGAGGCAGUCGAACUGUUGCUGGAACACGAGGAACUUCUUACGGCGAAUCAAAUAAUGGAAGAUAAUAAAAAGGAGAUUAUACAUAGUUGGCAGAAGGUCGAUCCCGCAUCCGCUAGAUAUCCGAUGGACAUGACACCUCUGGUGCUCGCGGCGCAGCGCAAUAAUUACGAGAUCUUGAAGCUACUGCUGGACCGAGGAGCCACUUUGCCGAUGCCACACGAUGUGAGAUGCGGCUGUGAAGAUUGUCUUCGAGCAGUGACCAGCGAUCCGUUGAGAUUGUCAUCGACCAGAAUUUCCGAAUACAAAGCUCUAGCGAGUCCAAGUUUGUUAGCACUGAGCUCUUCGGACCCUCUAAUGAGAGCCUUUCAGCUGAGCUGGGAACUCAGAGAACUGAUUGUGUCGGAACCGGAGAGCAGAACCGAGUAUUUGAAGCUUCGGCGACAAGUAGAAAAAUUUGCCGUGGACCUGUUGCAACACGUUCGAACCACCACGGAACUGGACACCAUUUUGAAUUACGAUCCUGACGAAGAAAAUGUCGAAUUCAGCAAGCAACUGGCACGACUGGAACAAGCUAUAAAAUACAAGCAAAAGAAAUUCGUUUCGCAUUCUCACGUUCAGCAACUGCUCGCGGCAAUGUGGUACGAAGGUGUUCCCGGAUUCCGAAGAAUGUCUACGAAAGAGAGAGUUGGCAUUCUUGUAAAGACGGCGUUUCUAUUUCCGUUUUAUUGUAUCAUGUAUUAUCUGAUGCCCGGGUCGAACACGGGACAACUUAUGCGACGACCGUUUAUGAAAUUCUUGGUUCACGCGUCGUCCUAUUUGUUCUUCCUGUUUAUACUCAUGCUAGUGUCGCAGCGCGCGGAAGUGCAAAUUGUCAGACUUCUGGGUACCCAGGAAAUGAAAAGGAAUCUCGAGGCUUAUUUAGCCCGACAAAGGGGUGCGCCUCCUACACCACUGGAGGGGAUUGUGGUGUUUUACGUUUUUGGAUUUAUUUGGGAAGAAACAAGAGAGAUGUACGUGGACGGUCUACGAGCUUAUUUACGGAACAUGUGGAACUUCAUCGACUUCACGCGAAACAUGCUCUACCUCGCAACUGGCGUUCUCAGACUGGCGGCUUAUCUUCAACAAUAUGCCGAGAUAAGACAGGAUCCGUCGGCCGCGUUGAUACCGAGAGAAAACUGGAGCGAUUUUGAUCCGCAGCUGAUUGCGGAGGGUCUGUUUGCGGCCGCGAAUGUUUUCAGUGCCUUGAAACUCGUUCAUCUUUUUAGCAUCAAUCCGCAUCUGGGUCCUCUUCAGAUAUCGUUGGGCAGAAUGGUGAUCGACAUCGUAAAGUUCUUUUUUAUCUACACCUUGGUGUUAUUCGCCUUCGCCUGCGGUUUAAAUCAGUUACUUUGGUAUUUUGCGGAACUCGAGAGGCGAAAGUGUUACAGUAAUAUGAUGGAUCCAUCGUGGGAUGCAGAUACUGAAGCUUGCUUAAGAUGGAGAAGAUUCAGCAAUCUGUUCGAAUCAUGUCAGAGUCUUUUCUGGGCCAGUUUCGGUAUGGUUGGUAUCGAAACCUUCGAACUUGCUGGAAUCAAAUCGUACACCAGAUUCUGGGGUUUGCUGAUGUUCGGAUCGUAUUCCGUAAUUAACGUGAUUGUCCUAUUGAAUCUACUGAUAGCUAUGAUGAGCAACAGCUACGCCGUGAUUGAGGAACAUUCCGACACGGAGUGGAAAUUCGCGCGAACUAAGUUAUGGAUGAGUUACUUCGAAGACACCGGCACCCUGCCACCACCGUUUAAUAUCUUUCCGCCGCCGAAAUUGCUUUUUCGACUUUGCGGCUUGCAGAAGAAGCCUGUCGGUCGGCGCAGCAGUCAGCGGCGACGUGCGCAAGACUAUAAAUACGAAGCCGUGAUGAGAGCUUUGAUAUGGCGCUACGUUGUAAACGCGCAUAGCGAGCACGAAAUGGAACCCGUUACCGAGGACGACGUUCACGAACUCAAAAGUGACUUGUCAUCCUGGAGAUGCGAACUCCUGGACAUCUUGCGCAGAAACGGCAUGGAUAUCGGCACCGCCGAUAAAAAAGAAAGGACUGUACUAGGUAAGAAGAUGAAAGUCUGGGAGAGAAGAUUAAUGAAAGACUUCACGGUGGCGGGUCCUGUGAAUGCAGCCGAAACCGAUCUUCAGGAAGAAAUGGCUCUGCUCCAACCCGAAGACGAGAACAUCGUCCAGAGAUGGAAGAGAGUCGCCAGAUUAGCUGUACUGACUUCGGUUGAGCAACGCUGGAGCCAAGUCGUGAAAAGUGCGGUCGUUAAAAGCUCGCAAAUCGGCAAAAGCACCUCCAGAGCGUCGCUGCAGAGUCAGCAGAGUCUACAGAGAGCGAUGGAAGAGGCGAAACGUCUGGCGCAAAAGAGUCCAAUCCAACCGGACGUGCCGAUGGAAUUGCCGGAAACUACUGCGGCGACGAUACUGCACGUUCUGCAUGAAAUCGUCGAAACCGACGGCGAGCCUAGAACUCCGGGAUCCAUAACUUCAUCACCUAAAUCUCCAAAACAAGCCAAAACUCAGGAGUUACCUAGACAAGGAAUUAGUUCUCAACCGUUCGAAUCCGAACAGACAAAAUUAUCGCUCGAUUUCGUCAACGAGAAAACCGCAAAAGCGCCUUUGUUACUAGUUCGUACGUCACCACCACGAGUAAUAAAGAGAAAACGUCAACCCAAAAUUCAACUACCAGCCGAACAAUCAUCAACCUCUAAUCAGCCCGCAACCACUCAAUUCUUAACUGUUCUUCCGGCUGCUUCUACCACGUCAAUCAGUACUUGUACUGUGUCGACGACUGUCGUUACUACUACUGGGUCCAACGCAACAACUACUUCUACUGCUGUCAAACCCGCAGUUUCCGUCAAUACGAAAUCCAUUACCACUACCACUACUUCUACUGACGCGAAAACUUUCUCUAGCGCGUCCAAGGAAAGUCAAAGUAAACCCGGUGCUGCAGCCGCGAGCGCGUCCACAAUCAAAGACAGAACCAGUUCGAUCAGAAUGCGUCCGAAAUCUUUGCACAGUCCUAAACUUCCGUGUAUCCCGACAAUUACUUCGACUUCGGACGGUGGCAAAGAUGAAGCUCGAGAAAAGCUCGUCGACGUUACAUCGCGUAACAAAUUAAGAGGGGGCUGGCUCUAGGUUUGAAGUAUUGUAAGAGAUAAAAAAUUUAUUAAUUAUCAGUUAAUAGAGAAAUUAAAAUAAUUUUGUAUUGAUAUAUCAAAAACACAACUGCGUUA